Messenger RNA from Anopheles coluzzii, 2657 nucleotides. Its product is annotated as cytochrome P450 4d1-like. Bases 850 to 2373 code for a protein of 507 amino acids. The transcript has 6 exons. The record is from RefSeq and is a predicted model, not a curated record. NCBI's taxonomy places the organism in Eukaryota, Metazoa, Arthropoda, Insecta, Diptera, Culicidae. Gene Ontology annotation, molecular function: iron ion binding; monooxygenase activity; heme binding.
GUAACUUACCGUAGCAGAGUAAGUACACGACUCAAAGGCACAUGUCAGUAUGUUUGUCUCACAUCUAAUUACCUUAAUUCAGAUAAUGAGUAUCAAGUUGUGCUGGUAAUGCAAGAAAUGAUGUAAUUUACCGUACUUCAUCCAAUCAUGACGCUGCUUGCGUAUUGUUUUCAAAAAGUUUUCGAUACUGGGUGUUUUACAGAUACAGAUAGUUGCAAACAGAUAUAGAUCGGUUGAAUCUUCCAUAAUUUAUUCAAGUAUAAUACAAACACACUCAAACAUAUUGGCCAUGCGAUAAGAACAUUUGCGCUAGAGAAUGUGUUUCACAAACAGCAUGAGAAAAUCUAACCGAACGAGCGUGGUAUAGAACCGGCAGAGAAGCAAAAAAAGAGUACAUUUUACUACUCCCAACCACUGUUCCACUACUCUCCAGCAACUGUCACCCGUACGUGUCUGUUUAAGUGUGCGUAGUGUGUUACCACCUGUGUGAGCGUGUCGAUUAAAAACCUCGCGAAUCAUUCGGGCCUCCCGAGCACCCUCUACGAUCGCGCGCGCGCGUUCUUUGUGUUGCUCGAGGGGGUUGAUUCUCGCAGUCGAUGGGGUGGUGUGGGUCUUUUCUUUUUUUUUUUGGUUGCCAUCCCGGCCAACCCCCACCACAAUCGCAACAUCUCACACAUACAUACGCGCGCGCAUUGGAACGCGGUGAGAUGACACCACGCUCCGGUCCGGUGUAGCGCGCGGUUCCCGAUGGAGACGCACUGCGGCGUCGUGUCAGUGUCGAUCGUGUGUCGCACCGUACGACUGUGAUUCGGCAGCGGAAUUUGCGCUACACGGAAACGGAACCCGAACAUGUGGCCAAUCAUUGUGAGCGGUACGGCGCUGCUGCUGUCGAUCGCAAUCUGGUGGACGGUGGCAAACUUUGGCAGUGCGCUGCGGUACGCCGGCAAACUGGGCGGCCCGGUAGCGUACCCGCUGGUGGGCAAUGGGUUUCUGUUUAUCAACAAAACACCAGCCGAAUUCCUGCAACUGCUCGGCCGUCUGAUCGCACAGUACGGCAAAUGUUUGCGUGUUUGGCUCGGUACGCAGCUGAUCGUGCUCAUUACCGAUCCGAAGGACAUCGAGAUCCUUCUGAGCAGCCCAAAGUACAUCGAAAAGUCGAGCGAGUACGACUUUGUGCGGCCGUGGCUGGGCGAAGGUUUGCUGAUCAGCAGCGGGCGCAAAUGGCAGACGCACCGGAAGAUCAUUACCCCAACGUUUCACUUCAAAAUACUGGAAGAGUUUAUGGACAUCUUCGACCAGCAGGGCAACACGUUCGUCGACAUACUGCAUCUGUUUGCCAAGUCCGGCGAAACGUUCGAUGUGUUCCCGCUGGUGACGCUGUGCGCGCUGGACGUGAUAUGUGAAUCGGCCAUGGGCACUAAGGUGAAUGCGCAGAUGAACUCGGAAUCGGAGUACGUGAAGGCAGUUAAAGAGAUUACCAAUCUGAUACAACUGCGUAUCUACGACUUUGUGAUACGGUACGAGUUCUUCUUCCGCCUGUCGGCCAACCGGCGAAGACAACGGAAAGCUCUGGCCAUCCUGCACGGGUACACUGACAGUGUGAUCCGCACAAGACGCCAGGAGCUGAACGAACGUGGUGCCGGUCAGGAUGAUGUGCCGGAGGAGGAUGUGCUUGGCCGUAAGAAGCGUAUGGCCUUUCUGGAUAUGUUGCUCCAGUCGACGGUCGAUGGGCGUCCGCUGACCGAUCUGGAAAUACGCGAGGAGGUCGACACGUUCAUGUUCGAGGGGCACGAUACGACCACGUCCGCUAUUAGCUUCAUGCUGCACAGUUUGGCCCAAAACCCGGACGUACAGGAGAAAGCGUUCAACGAGGUGCGCAAUAUCGUUGGCGAUGAUCGCAAGCAACCGGUUACUAUGGCAAUGCUGAACGAUAUGCACUACUUGGAUCUGGUGAUCAAGGAGACGCUUCGGCUGUACCCGUCGGUGCCACUGUUUGGAAGGAAAAUGUUGCAGAAUACGGAAAUUAAUGGUAAAAUAUUCCCCGCCGGCAGCAAUGUGAUAGUGCUGCCGUUCUUUAUGGGCCGCGAUCCGGACUGUUUUGCCAAUCCGGAGAAGUUCGAUCCGGAACGGUUCAACGUCGAGCGGUCGGCCGAGAAGACGAACCCUUACCAGUACAUUCCGUUCAGUGCCGGACCGCGGAACUGCAUCGGGCAGAAGUUUGCCGUAACGGAGCUGAAGAGUUUGGUUAGCAAGGUGUUGCGCAACUACGAGCUGCUUCCACCGGAACAGGUGCGCGAGGAAACGUUCAUUGCGGAGCUAAUCCUUCGCCCGGAGCACGGCAUACCGAUAAGGGUUAAGCAACGGGUGUACUAACGGUGCCAGCCUGUACUUUCUUUUGUUGUACUUUAAUGACAUUAUGAAGAGAGAAAAAAAAAACGAAAAAGCAUAGCGAAUAAUCAUACAGGUACUUACAGCAGAAGCAAUACGUUUAAUUGAUGGGAAGGGUGUAAUAAGCUUUGACAUGGCAUUCGGCUUUCUUGCUCUGUAUAUUUGUAGGGUGUAAUGUACGAACACUUUUGUGUAGCAGCUAAGUAAACUAUGUGCUUAAAGAUGUACAUAAAGAUUAAAUAAAAAGGUAUCACACUUAACAUACUCAA